Molecule: messenger RNA, 5130 nt
Organism: Lytechinus pictus (painted urchin)
Lineage: Eukaryota; Metazoa; Echinodermata; Echinoidea; Temnopleuroida; Toxopneustidae
Product: cyclic nucleotide-gated cation channel alpha-3-like
Exons: 12
Coding region: 483-2558 (691 amino acids)
Biological process (GO): potassium ion transport; transmembrane transport
Cellular component (GO): membrane
Molecular function (GO): voltage-gated potassium channel activity; protein-containing complex binding
Source: RefSeq, a predicted model, not a curated record
AUUUAGAGUUUGGUUGACAAUAACUCCACUGCAAAUAAGUAUACUCAUUCUGUUUCGUGUAUGCUGUAUUUUCUUACACCCCCAAAUCAAUGAAGUUUGACUUUGUCUGCUUCUGAUCACUGUAAUAACCCAGUCUCGCUUUCAAUAUCACUUAAUGGAGAUAUUUUAAUGUUGUAGGCCUAUCCGUGAAAUUUGAGUUCUUCCUGUCGUUAAUAUGAGAUACAAGCUUCGAGGCUGGCCUGUUCAUGUGAGUUUGUGUUGGUAAUCAAAGUUUUUGGACUUCCGGGUUGAUUCUACCACUUGAUACUCUUGAAAAUGUUGGUUCGCGAUAUGUCAACGCCGGUGUCAACGUGCUUUGGAUGACGAUCAGUGCGUCAUUUAGAAUAGGCCUACACAAUGCAGGUAUUUUUUUUAGUGGGCAUGUCCAAAUCUGAAAGUCACAAUUGCAGUGAUAUGAUAACGAUGACAAGACAUCACUUGCAAUGGGGGCCGCUUGUCAAAAGGAGAAUAACUGGCAGACUGAAAUAUUUUUGAGGAAAUUAAGCUCCAGGAAAAAAAAACAUGAUAAGCAGACAGAUAACACAGAUGGCAAGUCAGUGAUAAUCGAACUCAGUAAGAAGGAACAGAAUGAACAAAAGAAGACAAUCGUUGUUCCUGAUGGUGAUUUUCUUCUCUACUGGUUGACAGUGGUCAGCAUUGCUGUGGUGUAUAAUCUCUGGGUGUUGAUUGCCCGUGAGGCCUGGCCAGAGCUCCAGGAUAAGAGUCCCGUUGGUUGGUUCAUUGCGGACUACUUCUGUGACUUUAUCUACAUUCUUGACAUCGUGGUUCAGGCACGUACUGCGUACCUAGAGCAUGGUCUCCAUGUUGUAGAUGAGAAGAAACUCCUAAGACACUAUGUCCGAUCCAGGUACUGCAUCAUAGACAUCCUCUCUCUUCUACCAACCGAUCUAUUCUAUCUCCUGGACACUAGGCGUCUACAUCCUAUUGUUAGAUGUCCAAGACUUAUUCGGAUCUACAGAUUCUAUGGGUGGUAUAUAAAAGUCGAGUACAGAAUACAGUUUCCGAAUGUCUUCCGUGUCUUAAAUCAUAUCCACAUACUGCUGUUAGGACUUCACUGGACCGGUGCAGUAUAUUAUCUUAUCAGCACAAGCAAAGCGAUUGUAGGAGCAAACCCACAACCAAAUGAGUGGGUAUUGUCGGAUCCCCUCGGAAGGAAUGCAACGUUGGUUCAUAAAUACCUAACUUCUUUCUACUGGUCAACAUUGACAUUGACCACUAUAGGCGACCUCCCGUCUCCCAGCUAUGAGAUUGAGUAUGUCGUGCAAAUAGUUGGUUAUCUGGCUGGUAUUUUUAUCUUCGCUUCAGUUGUAGGGCAGGUCAGUGCCAUCAUUUCCAAUCGUAAUGCAACUCGGAUGGACUUUGAGUGCCAAGUAGAUCAUGCUAAGAGAUACAUGAGAAGAAACAAUGUUCCGAGAUCACUUCAAUUACGAGUACUAAGAUGGUAUGAUUACACAUGGUCAAGAGGGGCCACUCAUGGACAAUGUGAUGUUAAUUCCUUGGGUCUUCUUCCAGACACACAUCGGACAGAACUCGCUCUUCAUGUCAAUCUACAAACACUCAAAAGGGUUUCGCUUUUCAGGGUAUGUCCACCAGAAAUCUUGCCUGAUUUAGUUCUUCGGAUGAAAUUCCGCAUAUGUACCCCUGAUGAUAUAGUUUGUAAGCUAGGAGCGAUCGCACGGGAGAUGUUCUUUAUAUCGGAUGGCCUUUUCAAAGUUACUGAUGGUACAGGUCGGGUAGUAGCUUCUCGGGCUUCUGGUGAAUACUUCGGAGAGAUCGGCAUACUCAACUUGAAAGAAAAUAGUUACAGGAGGACGGCUAACGUGCAAUCGGUGGGAUUCUCCGAGCUCUUCACACUUUCUAAAGAUGACAUCAUUGACGUUCUUAAAGAUUACCCAGCAGUUAUGAACACGAUACAAGAGGAAGGGAUGCGAAGACUCGAGACACUGAGGCCACAGCCUAACAAACCCGACAAUGACGCCGGUGAUGGUCACGCUGAAACGAAUGUUGACGACGAUAGUGAUGAUCAAGUCAGUAGAGACACAGAAAUUCUUGCAUUUGAUCCACCACUGGGAACCACUAAGAACAAACAAGAUGAAGCAGAAGUACACGACCAAAGCCAGAAUUCAUUAGUAACACAACGGGUUAGCGUAGUCGAGACCAAAGUACAGGACAAAAACAUGGCAUCGUCAACAACCUUGGGAUUGGAAGAAACGCUAUCGGACAAAAUCGGCCCAUUCGCUCAAGUGGUAAGGAUUAUGGAAGAAGAAAGAAACACACUGAGAGAGAUGAAUAGGACACUGCAACAAGUUAACGAGACAAAACACGCAAAUAUUCUAGCACUUGAAAAGCGAAUAGAUGAAUUCGAGGAAAUUCAAGGGACAACAACGGACAGAAUAAAGACACUCGAACGAGAGAACGAGUCAAAGGAAGCAACCAUUCAAGAACUGAAGAAACAAAUACAGUCAUUAGAGGAUGUAGUGACCAAUGGCAGAGAGUGAACUUGUCUAUCAUCAGAUCAUGCCUAUGGUUGAAUCUGUUCCAGCUAUUAAUAGAAGACCGUUGAGACAAAACAUUAUGUAUAAAAUGAAUGAGUUGGAACAGAUGCAAUCUUUAUCUUAAUUUUAAAAUUUAAAUUUUCGAAAAUGUGUAAGUUCAAAAUGGUCAUGCGGUUUCUUUGUCCGGAGUCAGCUCUGAAUUUAUUAUCUCUUUCCAUAUAUUCUGAUGUUUAUUGUAAUAAUGUACUUUCUUGAUUAUUAUUUUUGUCUUUCUUUCUGUAUUCGGUGCAUUUUCUGUGCUAAAUAUUGGGAAAGUCAAACGUCUGAAGUGUUGUGUGUGAUUAAAACGGUAUUUGUAAUUCAGGUCAGUAAAAAAUAUCGGAUUGUUUUCUUUACCUAAAUCUAACUAAAUAUAAUUAUGCCUGGUUCCUUUGUUUUAUUAAUUCUAUAAUCGAAACUAAACUCAUUUUCAUUCUAUCUAUUUAUCUAAUGUACAACUUGCAUGUUUUUAUUUUUUUCUCCCUUCCAUCGUUGUCAAAAACCUUAUCUAUCAUUGUGCCAAAGAAAUUGGGAAGAGUUCUUAUAGCCUACGUCUGUCGUGGAUUCAGAAAAAAAAACACACGACCGUAUAGUGGUAUACAUCUAUUUAGUAUAUAUCGCCGUCCAUUUUCAUAUAUUAAGCCCAGCCUUGAAUAAUGCUAAUUGAUAUUCACGAUGUAAUAGUUUAAAUUGUUCAUGUUUUGUCUCGACAUUUAUACAUUCCAUGUUAUUCGCUAUCAUCAUAAUUAUAAUGCUUACUUUGUUGUAAUAGGUCCAAAGUGUCUCCGGGAGGCCGAAUAUUGAUGUGUACACAUGUGGUUAAAUAUUCUGUAUAUGAAGUACCGAUAGACAAAUUAGAUAGCUAAUAUGAGAAUAAAUUGAUCAUUUUAGGUCGAUGAUAUCCGAAAAUGAAGAUUUCUGAGGCCCUUGUAUACGUAAUUAAGUAGAUUAAUUUUAAUUUCACGAAAUGGUUCACUGAAUAUUUUCUUCUUUUUUCUUGAGAAAAAAAUCCUUUACAAGAAAGGUUACUCUCGUUUGGAUUGAGAAAUUACUUAGAUUUAAAUAUGCCUUAUUAGCAAAAAUAAAUUAUAUUCCAUAUUUGUCAAAUAUCACAAUUAUAAACAUGCUUGACAAAUGAACAAACACCGUUUGCUUUACAAAUUCAAAGUAUGCUUGGAAAAAAAAUAUAUAAAGCAGGCACAGAUUCAGGCCUUUAACAUGUUGGAUGAGGGGGUGUGUGCCUCCCAUUUUGGCUGAAAGAUGCACCCGGUUGUACGUGACAAGAAUUAAAGUGCCCAUUUUGGAAGUAAAGAUGGGUUUCGAUUAUUUGUUGUCAGAGCCCCAUUUUUUUCUAAACAAAAUCGAUCCACUUUCAGUUCCCAUCUCCUUUAUCAUGAAAUCCCGGAUCCACCCAGAUUCAAACAUCACAAUCUUCAUUCCGUUUACAGAGAAACACUAUUCCAAGCAUUAGCCCCUGAUGAUAUAUGUUUCAGAUGGGGGAGGCAAAGUUACAAAAAGUGUCCAAAACGUUCGGCUCGCUUUGCGCAUCGAAUUAGGAUACAGAAUUUCGCGCGCAUGCGCGCCGAAAAGUUUAUAAUUUUGUAUCUUUAAUAGUAUUUUAUUGUUUCAUGGUUUUACAGUGCUUUACGAUGCCUCUUCAAACAUUCAUUACAUAUUAUGAAUUUUUUCAAGUUGUCAAAAUUAUAAGGCAGAGGCUAAUCAAAGUGUUUGCCCCAAUAUUUUCACGGGGCGUCCCCUGCCCCCGGAUGCAUGUUAACGUAAUAAGAGAAUAUUAGCUCUUUAGAAUUUGUGAGUAUAAGACAAUUUUGAGAAGCGGGUUUUUUAAUGAUUUUUUUUCUCUAAAAUUACGAGCAAACGAAGCAAGAGAGUCGACCGGCCAUAUAUCAAAAGAAAUUUUUAUAAAAUCAUAUCGCUGAAAUAUUGAAUUAACCCCUCCCCCAAAAUAAAUAAAUACCAGUUUAUAUUUUGGAUGGAUGGGUGGUAGCCCCAAAACCAGUACGCCAAUGGUAUUUUGUGAUGCCAAUCUAUCCUCCUGAUUAUCCUCCACUUGACCUUGUUAGUAAGUAAAGUUACACCCCUAUUACCUUGUAUGCUGCCUCGGCUCGUAGUCUACAGGCACAGACCCUGAUUGGAACUUUGAUCAACAAGUGUGCCUCCACGCAAAGACUAGCACAUACCUGAGCGAGAGAGCCUUCAGUAUACAAGGCAUGAGUAGGCUGCACAUUCAGACCCUUAACUCUAGUGAAGGGUUUGCCCAGCAGACUACUCGGCUCACGGGGUAGACCCAUGAGCCGGGGCAGCGUGUAAAUACUGUAUGUGUAGCAUCAAACCUUAUUGUAAUUAUAAUUAGGUGUGUUUUUUUUGUAAAUCAUGUAAAUUCCUCCUUUGCUCAGUACUUUGUCAUGUUUAUACAGUUUCUAGCAGUCAUUUAAUUUGAACAGUACUAUUGACGAAUUACUUGCAUUUGAAGGAAAAGAACAGAAUGUGCCAAUAAAUUGAUUUUUGUUAUUCGCCA